Molecule: messenger RNA, 969 nt
Organism: Dryobates pubescens (Downy woodpecker)
Lineage: Eukaryota; Metazoa; Chordata; Aves; Piciformes; Picidae
Gene: RAB17
Product: RAB17, member RAS oncogene family
Exons: 6
Coding region: 1-894 (297 amino acids)
Molecular function (GO): GTP binding; GTPase activity
Source: RefSeq, a predicted model, not a curated record
AUGGGGGGUGUGGGAAGCACAGCCAUCAGCCUGCUCACUGUGACAGCAGCCCAGGGUCCCGCCUUACCUGGCUUGCUGGCAAGUCUAAGGUUCACUGAUCUCAAAUUGCCUCUUACCUUUGACACCGCUCCCUGGGAGCUGCUUGGCGGUUUCACUUUAUCUGCCUCCUGCACAGAGAGGCUCAGGCAGCUGAACGGGGCUGUCGACCUGACACUGCAAACCGAAGCACCUAAAGGAGAGCAAGGCUUCAGGAAGGACGUGGCACAGAAAGCAAUGCCAGGCACCUCCCUGGAGGAGAUUCAUCCCACCUACACCUACAAGGUGGUUCUACUAGGGAGCACAUCAGUGGGAAAGUCAAGCCUGGCCUAUCGAUAUGUGAAGAAUGAUUUCAAGGAGUCACUGCCGACUGUGGGAUGUUCCUUCUUCACACAGAAGCUUGACCUGGAAACAGCCACUGUCAAGUUUGAGAUCUGGGACACAGCAGGCCAGGAGAAGUACCAGAGUGUCUGCCACCUCUACUACCGGGGUGCCCAUGCUGCUCUCCUCAUCUAUGACAUCUCUAACAAGGAAACACUCAACAGAGCAAAGCUGUGGCUGAGGGAGCUGGAAAAGGAAUUCCUUCCUGAUGAAAUUGUCAUUGCUUUGGUAGGCAACAAGACUGACCUUGCUGAUGAGCGAGAAGUCACCACUGAGGAGGGGGAAGAGUUUGCAAGGACCAAAGGCCUCUUGUUCAUGGAGACAUCUGCAAAAUCCAACCACCAAGUUAAUGAGAUCUUUAUGGCUGUAGCCUUAGAGCUGUUGAAACUGGAACAGAAGAAGGCAUCCACCCCAUCUGGGAAGUCAACAGUUGACCUGGGGCAGAAUGGGACAAGGACAAGGUGCUGCCAGCUUUGAGGAUGGGCAGCAGUGGCUGAAUGAAGUCUCCAAGAGGAGUAAUAACAAAGCAGGGGGGACACAGAAGCACAGGGG